Messenger RNA from Hyposmocoma kahamanoa, 1211 nucleotides. RefSeq names its product probable uridine nucleosidase 2. The transcript has 8 exons. Gene Ontology annotation, molecular function: hydrolase activity, hydrolyzing N-glycosyl compounds. The record is from RefSeq and is a predicted model, not a curated record. Bases 15 to 986 code for a protein of 323 amino acids. Lineage: Eukaryota; Metazoa; Arthropoda; Insecta; Lepidoptera; Cosmopterigidae.
CAUUCAAAAUUGAAAUGAAUGAUAAUAAACUCAUAAUCGAUAAUGAUGCCGGCGGUGACGACGCAUUGGCUAUUUUUAUUGCCUUACUUUAUGAAAAAUACUUUCAAGGACCUCAGUUGAUCGCUUUGACGACAGCAAAUGGAAAUACUAACGAAGACAAUGUCUUUAUCAAUAAUCAAAAAAUAUUGAACGUUGCCAAGAGACGUGAUGUACCAAUAUAUAGAGGCUGUAAAGAAUCUUUGGUAAUAACGCCACAAUCCUCCCAAUACUAUGGCGAAGAUGGUCUUGGAAAUAACGGCGAAGUAUUGACUGAUCCAUUGCCGGUUCAAAAUGAAGGCGCAGUGCUAACCCUCAUUAACCUUUCUAAAAAAUAUCCGGGUAAUAUUACCGUGGUUACUAUUGGAACGCUGACCAACAUCGCUCUUGCUAUAAAAUUGGAUCCGGAGUUUCUCGGCCGAUUAAAUCAUUUAUAUAUUGGCGGAGGGCACAUUUACAGUGAAAAGUAUCCAAGUGCAGAAUUUAAUGUACGCAUGGAUGCGGAAGCUUACCACAUCGUGGUAGAACACGCAACACCAGAUAAAGUCACAAUUGUACCAUUCUCGCAAAUAAAAGAACAUUUAACAAUUGACAUGGAUUGGAGACGAGACACUUUAGGGGGUUUAGACACUGACAUUAUACGAGCGCAAAAUAUAUAUGAAGACGUGGCUUUGAAGAAAAAAAUGGAUAAAUGGGACUCCUUGGACCCAGCCACCGUAUCUGUUGCACUCAGUAACAUGUCAACGGGUCCCGGAAAACCUGACUUUGUUACGGAAUAUAAGUAUUCAAAAAGCGGUAUCAUUUUGUGUGGUGACAAACGAGGAAUAAACACAAAUACCUUCGUAAGAAAGGAAGAUGCAAAUGUUAGAAUAGCUUAUUCGUUCGAUAUGGAAAUGUACAAAUCGUUUUUAUUUCACUUGUUUUCAGCAGACGUAAGCAGACCAAAGUAACCUAUAUCUAUUGUAAAUAUACCAACAAAAAUGUCAAUUUAGAUUUAAGAAAAUAUCAUUAUUUAAGUAGCCCAGAAAUAAAUAAUAAAGUAGGUACAUUAUUGUAUUACUUCGUAUAUGCCAUUGUAGGUAAUAAAUAAAUUCAUUUAAGCAUUUAAGUACAUUGAAGAUUGAAAUGUACGGACAACGACACAUCAGACUAUACACAUUUUUGUUCGAAAAUCG